GGAACUGCUUUGACCUACGGUAUUUUUAUUUGCGCGUCGACGCGGUUAUCAAACUGCAACCGUGAUCGUGAACUUUAAUCUCUGUGUCACUCUUAUUCUGCGCGUGCAUUCAAAGGAAACUGUGGGCAAUACUUUACAGACUGCAAAGCUUGCUAGGAAAACAGCUUUUAUUCUGGAAAGGCCUGCGUGCUGUGCUACAGGCAUGCAUAAGCGCGCAGUUCUUCGGCAAGCUCGCCUCCUAUCGGAGGCUCGGUUGUCACGUGACUCCAGGCCGCAGGUAGCAGCGCUGAAAGCUCACAAGUUCUGUAUUGGAGCAGCUGUUGGUCGUGCCGCAUCAACGAUGGCUGGAAAAACAGUAACUCUUGACAACAUGAACCCUCACCUCAUAACCAUGGAGUAUGCCGUUCGCGGUCCCAUCGUUAUACGAGCAGGAGAAAUCGAAAAGGAGCUCAAAGCAGGCAAGAAGUUCAAUUUCACUGAAGUGAUUCGAGCCAACAUAGGUGAUUGCCACGCAAUGGGUCAAGUGCCAUUGACCUUCUUCCGCCAGGUCAUAGCAGCAUGUGCAAAACCUGAUUUGAUGAAAGGGGACUUGCUUCCAGCUGACGUAAAGUCAAGAGCUCAACGUAUUCUGGAGGGCUGUGGAGGAAAAAGCGUAGGUGCCUACAGUGAUAGUGCAGGUGUCGAAAUCAUUCGGAAACAUGUCGCCGAGUAUAUAAGUGAGCGUGAUGGCUUGAAUGCAAAAUAUGAAGAUGUGAUUCUAUCAACUGGUGCCAGCGAGUCUGUUCGGUCAGUGCUGAACUUGCUUAAUGUGCAUAAGGAUGGAAAACCAUCUGGAGUCAUGAUUCCAAUCCCCCAGUAUCCCCUCUACUCUGCAACCCUUGCUGAAUAUGGUAUACAUCAGAUAAACUAUUACUUGGAUGAAGAGAAUGACUGGGCAUUGAGCAUCCGAGAACUCGAAAGAUCUCUGAAUGAAGCUAAAAAAGUUUGCAAUCCUCGUGGCCUGGUUGUAAUCAAUCCUGGAAACCCUACUGGGGCAGUCUUGACAGAGCAGAAUAUCAAACAAGUAGUUGAGUUCGCUUAUAAGCACAAGCUUUUCCUUAUGGCUGAUGAGGUGUAUCAGCAUAACAUCUAUGCUGAAGGGGCUGCAUUCCACAGUUUUCGCAAGAUAAUGCACAACAUGGGUCCCCCUUACUCUGACAUGGAACUUGCUUCAUUUAUGUCUGCUUCGAAAGGCUACAUGGGAGAAUGUGGAUUACGUGGUGGCUACGUAGAGGUGAUAAAUCUUGAUCCAGCUGUCAAGCGUGUCCUGUUGAAAUCGGUUUCUGCCAAACUAUGUUCCUCCGUGUUGGGCCAAUGUGCCAUGGACUGUGUUGUCAACCCUCCAAAACCUGGUGAACCAUCGUAUGACUUGUUCAUAAAGGAGAAGACAGCUGUCCUGGAUUCUUUGAAGAAGAGGGCAGAACUUGUUGCUGAUACAUUCAACUCAUUUGAAGGGUUUAGCUGCAACAAAGUAGCUGGGGCCAUGUAUGCAUUCCCAAAGUUCACGCUACCCCAAAAAGCCAUUGAGGAGGCAAAGGCUACAGGCCAGGCACCAGACUUCUUUUAUGUAAUGCAGCUGCUUGAGAACACUGGUGUGUGUGUUGUCCCAGGAAGUGGCUUUGGGCAGAUACCUGGCACUUAUCAUUUUAGGACCACUAUUUUGCCCCCCUUGGAGAAGCUCCAGGUGAUGCUUGCACAUUUAAAGGGCUUCCACCAGAAGUUCAUGGACAAGUAUAAAUGAGUGCUGCAUUCACAAGCAAAGCAUUUCCAGUUGCGCCCUAUUCAUUGAGGCCAAAAAAUACCUAUGCCACGUGCUUUCGCUCGGACUGAGAGACUAGCUAUAAUACCGUGUCUCAUUUUCAAUGUUUAGAUGUCUGGUCACCAAAGGACAAUGAUUGUAUGUGUAAGUGUUCGGCACAUAGGUGCAGUUGCUUUUGGUUUAGCUUUUGUCAUAUGCUUUGAAGUGCCCUUAUAGUAGGUAUAAGGUGUUGACGAGUGUUUUUCUCUUUACUGCUUUUAAGGCGUCUCUCGCGUUAUUCUGCUAUGAUAUUAAGCCAUAAUAAGUGAUGUUCACACAUUGUUGACAUGAGAUAUCAUUGCUGUUUUAUGCAUGUACUCUAGCAAGUUAUGGUAUUUUAACUGUGGAACAGUGCAGCGAUACAUUGCGACAUUUCCUGUUGGAAAUUAGUGUAUAGUGCCAUACAAGAAUGUUUCCCUUAAAGGGCAGCGUAUAAACUGGUCUAGUUUUGAACUUUAUUAUAACAUGCUUUUGAAAGCAUUCAUUUUUACUUUUUGUAUAACGUGUAGUCGGUGUAAAUUAGCACAUCAAUGACUUCAGUGCUGAUAUUUAAGUAGCAAUAAACAUGCAACCCUUAGUUUAUGUAUAUUUUCCCUGCAAAA
Molecule: messenger RNA, 2439 nt
Organism: Dermacentor albipictus
Lineage: Eukaryota; Metazoa; Arthropoda; Arachnida; Ixodida; Ixodidae
Product: alanine aminotransferase 1
Biological process (GO): biosynthetic process
Molecular function (GO): pyridoxal phosphate binding; L-alanine:2-oxoglutarate transaminase activity
Source: RefSeq, a predicted model, not a curated record